Plasmodium coatneyi is the source of this 1227-nucleotide messenger RNA. RefSeq lists its product as uncharacterized. The record is from RefSeq and is a predicted model, not a curated record. The coding region runs from base 1 to 1227 and encodes 408 amino acids. The transcript is spliced from 2 exons. Lineage: Eukaryota; Apicomplexa; Aconoidasida; Haemosporida; Plasmodiidae.
AUGGAAAACGUCUACCAUGAGGACGUCGUAAUUUUUUUCUCCACCGAAAUGUUGGAGGGAAUACUGGAUCUUUUUAAACACGCGAAUUAUUUGAAGGGGGGGGUACACAGAAUUAUGUCUUUGGGGAAGUUCGAGUUGGUUUUCAGUUCAGACGACUGCUUGGUGAGGGAACGGGUCAAAAAUGGGGAGGAGCAACAAAAUGGGGAAAAAACGCCAAGUGGGAAGCCGCCGCAAAAUGGGGAAGGGAAGCAAAAACCCUGCAACUUCCUGUUUAACAACAAAAACGUGAAUGACGAGCGGGAACUCAUCUGCGAGGAGAUAACCAAGUGUUUAUACGGAGGCCAUAAAUCUUCCAAAGGUGCACACAAGCGCAAACUCCUCACAACCAUUAUUAUACAGGCCAUCCUCUUCGCUAACAGAAUAGGGUUGGAUGUGUACAAGAUUAAUUUAUUUCUUUCCAUUAUUCUUAUGAUAAUGCAUAGAAUUAGGGACAAUUUAAAAGAAAAAAAAGGGAGAAAACUAAAAACCAUCAAAUAUUUUUUCCAUUUGAUGAGCAAAAAUGUAAACUACGGUUGGACGGCGGACCCAACAGGGGAAUGUACUUACGUCCAGGACGGGUCAUCCUCCAUGAAUAGCGACAAUUUGGGGAGACCCUCCAACCAGGUCGGCACCAAAGAAGGGGAAUACAUCACCUCAACCAAACAACCCCUCAGCGUGAAUGUAAAGCAGAAACCAGGAGAGGAUACAAACAACGCGAAUGGAGCUAGUACCAAUGAGUUAGGGAAAAAACAAAUGGAAGACAAUAGGGAAGACCCACCUCCCCUCGAAACAGAUGAACAAAGACCAGUGUGCACACAAUUUAUCCUCUUCCACUUUGAAGAAGCCAAAAAUAUAAUAAAAUAUUUUUUUGAAAAUAUUUUUUCCAUUUAUAAUAUGAUCGAAUAUCUUUUUUUGUUUUCCCCCGUGUGUGUACAUGUGGCUCAUGGGGGUGGAUUUUCCCCAGCGUCUCCACCAGGGUGUUUAUUCACAUCGGAUGCGUUGAAGCUUGGUGAAGCAGCGAACACGAAUGAUGACCAAAUGGUGGACCCCAUUGACAACGAUGAAUACGAGGAACUUGCCACGAAUAUCUACAUAAAGGAUGCCCUGGAUGUGCCCCUCUUCGUUUUGAAUAAGUUCUACUCAAAUGUCGACCAGCUGGAGCGUAAGAUCGACCAAGUCUUGGCGUGA